AUGUCAAACCUCAAUCUUUCCAACUCCUUAAUUACUGCCAACUGGGAUCUCCAUUUUACUGCUAAAAAUCCCAACAAAAAGAUGACUCUAUACUACGACGAGAUUGCGGCGGCGAUUUUUUACGAUUCGUUGUCGGUUGCUGAUACUACGGUUCCACCUUUCUUUAUGGAUAAGGGAAAUGAGACAGCCCAGAAAAUUAGCUUUGUUGCAUCGGGGGCUUAUGUGGAGAAAUGGGCUUUUGAUGGUAUGAAUAAAGAGAAGGCCCAAAGUGGGAGUAUUGGGUUUAAUGUGAGGAUGGUGGCUAGGGUUGGAUUUAAAGCUGGAGCUUGGAGAGCGAGGAGGAGGUAUUUGAGGGUUUAUUGUGGGGUUUUGUCUGUUGGGGUUGGGGCAAAUAAGUCUUCUGGGAAUUUGCUUGGAGGCCCGAGGCAGUGUCGGGUUGGGCUGUGA
Nicotiana tabacum (common tobacco) is the source of this 447-nucleotide messenger RNA. Its product is annotated as NDR1/HIN1-like protein 1. Gene Ontology annotation, cellular component: plasma membrane. The record is from RefSeq and is a predicted model, not a curated record. Gene Ontology annotation, biological process: defense response to other organism. Lineage: Eukaryota; Viridiplantae; Streptophyta; Magnoliopsida; Solanales; Solanaceae.